Molecule: messenger RNA, 2595 nt
Organism: Tupaia belangeri chinensis (Chinese tree shrew)
Lineage: Eukaryota; Metazoa; Chordata; Mammalia; Scandentia; Tupaiidae
Gene: GFM1
Product: G elongation factor mitochondrial 1
Exons: 18
Coding region: 110-2374 (754 amino acids)
Biological process (GO): mitochondrial translational elongation
Cellular component (GO): mitochondrion
Molecular function (GO): GTPase activity; GTP binding; translation elongation factor activity
Source: RefSeq, a predicted model, not a curated record
GUGCUCCUGGGUUCUGGCUGCAGGCGUGACUUUGAGGGCUUGCCGGUGCAUUGCCAGCGGCUGAGCCGACCCGGAGCUGCGGAGCUUUUACGCCUGAUCUGCGCUUGCCAUGAGGCUGCUGGGCGCCGCCGCGGACGCUGCUCUAGGGCGCGGGCCGUUUCCGCGUGUCCUUGGCGCCCUGGGCUGGCCGGGAAAGCAGGUUUAUUGGAAGGCCUGUCGAUGGUGUUCAUCAGGAGUAAUUCCUAAUGAGAAAAUACGAAAUAUUGGAAUCUCAGCUCACAUUGAUUCUGGGAAAACUACAUUAACAGAACGUGUGCUUUAUUAUACUGGCAGAAUUGCAAAAAUGCAUGAGGUGAAAGGUAAAGAUGGAGUUGGUGCUGUCAUGGAUUCCAUGGAAUUAGAGAGACAAAGAGGAAUCACUAUUCAGUCAGCAGCCACAUAUACCAUGUGGAAAGAUGUCAAUAUCAACAUUAUAGAUACUCCUGGACAUGUGGACUUCACAAUAGAAGUUGAAAGAGCCCUCAGAGUGUUAGAUGGUGCCAUCCUUGUUCUCUGUGCGGUCGGAGGGGUGCAGUGCCAGACCAUGACUGUCAAUCGGCAGAUGAAGCGCUACAACGUGCCUUUUCUAACUUUCAUUAACAAACUGGACCGACUGGGCUCUAACCCAGCCAGGGCCCUGCAGCAAAUGAGGUCUAAAUUGAAUCAUAAUGCAGCGUUUGUACAGAUACCCAUUGGCUUGGAGAGUAACUUUAAAGGCAUCAUAGAUCUUAUCGAGGAACAAGCCAUCUAUUUUGAUGGAGACUUUGGUCAGAUUGUGCGAUAUGGUGAAAUUCCACCUGAACUGAGGGCAGCAGCAGCCGACCACCGGCAGGAACUAAUUGAAUGUGUUGCCAAUUCAGAUGAGCAGCUUGGCGAGCUAUUCCUAGAAGAAAAAAUCCCCUCUGUUUCUGAUUUAAAGCUUGCAAUCCGAAGAGCUACUCUAAAUAGAUCAUUUACUCCUGUGUUUGUGGGAAGUGCCUUGAAGAACAAAGGAGUCCAGCCUCUUUUAGAUGCAGUUUUAGAAUACCUCCCAAAUCCAUCUGAAGUCCAGAAUUAUGCUAUUCUUAAUCAAGAGGGUGAUUCAAAAGAAAAGACCAAAAUCUUAAUGAAUUCCCAAAGAGACAGUUCCCACCCAUUUGUAGGCCUGGCUUUUAAACUGGAGGCAGGUCGAUUUGGACAGUUAACUUACGUCCGCAAUUAUCAGGGAGAACUGAAGAAGGGUGACACCAUCUUGAACACGAGGACGAAAAAGAAAGUGCGGGUGCAGCGGCUGGUUCGCAUGCAUGCCGACAUGAUGGAGGAUGUGGAGGAAGCGUAUGCUGGAGACAUCUGUGCAUUGUUCGGCAUCGACUGUGCUAGUGGAGACACGUUCACAGACAGAGAGAACAGCAAUCUCUCUAUGGAGUCAAUUCAUGUUCCUGAUCCUGUCAUAUCAAUAGCAAUGAAGCCUUCUAACAAGAAUGAUCUGGAAAAAUUUUCAAAAGGUAUUGGCAGGGUUACGAGAGAAGAUCCUACAUUUAAAGUCCACUUUGACCCUGAAAGCAAAGAGACUAUUGUGUCUGGAAUGGGAGAAUUACACCUGGAAAUCUAUGCUCAGAGAAUGGAAAGAGAAUAUGGCUGUCCUUGUAUCACAGGAAAGCCAAAAGUUGCCUUCAGAGAGACCAUUACCUCCCCUGUCCCGUUUGACUUUACACAUAAAAAGCAGUCAGGUGGUGCGGGCCAGUUUGGAAAGGUGAUCGGGGUGCUGGAGCCUCUGGACCCAGACAACUACACUAAGUUGGAGUUUGCAGACGAAACUUUUGGGUCAAAUGUUCCAAAGCAGUUUGUGCCUGCCGUAGAAAAGGGGUUUUUGGAUGCCUGUGAGAAAGGCCCUCUUUCUGGUCACAAGCUCUCUGGGCUCCGGUUUGUCCUGCAAGAUGGAGCACACCACAUGGUCGACUCCAAUGAAAUUUCCUUCAUCCGAGCGGGAGAAGGUGCUCUUAAACAAGCUUUGGCAAAUUCAACAUUGUGUAUUAUUGAACCAAUCAUGUCUGUGGAAGUUAUAGCUCCAAAUGAAUUUCAGGGGGCGGUGAUAGCAGGAAUUAACCGGCGCCAUGGGGUGAUCACAGGGCAGGAUGGCAUCGAGGACUACUUCACAGUCUAUGCGGAUGUACCUCUAAAUGAUAUGUUUGGCUAUUCCACGGAACUUAGGUCAUGCACAGAGGGCAAGGGAGAAUACACAAUGGAGUACUGCAGAUAUCAGCCAUGUUCCCCAUCUACACAGGAAGACCUCAUUAAUAAGUAUUUGGAAGCUACAGGUCAACUUCCUGUAAAAAAGGGAAAAGCCAAGAACUAACUUUCCUCAUUUUAAGUUAAUGAACUUCAAUUGUAUCUGCAAGCUUUGAUGGAUCCCAGGGGGAUGAAUUCAGGCUGCUGAAGCAAGAAAUUUUAGAAGCCCUUCUUAAGUCACACUCAAGAGCUUCUGCUGUAUUCACAGAUGGUUCUAUGUCUAUCUUAACUUUCUUGAUUGGUUUUAUAGGUAACAGAGAAACCUCAAAUAAAAUAUUAUUACUGAAA